This is a messenger RNA of Corylus avellana, 739 nucleotides long. RefSeq names its product putative WRKY transcription factor 75. NCBI's taxonomy places the organism in Eukaryota, Viridiplantae, Streptophyta, Magnoliopsida, Fagales, Betulaceae. Gene Ontology annotation, molecular function: DNA-binding transcription factor activity; sequence-specific DNA binding. Gene Ontology annotation, biological process: regulation of DNA-templated transcription. The record is from RefSeq and is a predicted model, not a curated record.
CAAAUUCCCCCACCUUUAUAACCACAUUAAUCUCCCUUUCCAUAACCAAACAUCCCUCUCUCUCUCUCUCUUUCUCUCUCUCUGUGAUGGAGAACUACACAACAUUAUUUUCUUGUUCAUCGUCUUCAACGCCACCGGUUUCUUCCUUGUCACUGAACAUGGCAGAUCAUUCUCAUGCUUACAAUGAAUUCCAAGGUAGCAAGUCAAAUGGGUUCUUGGGACUGAUGUCGGAGAUGGAUGCUCCUGUUUCAAACAUGAAUGUUCCUCAUGGUAGAAGCUUUGUGGGGUCCGAAACUGAUGCGAAACUAGGGAAGAAAAAGGGAGAGAAGAAGAUAAGAAAACCAAGAUAUGCCUUUCAAACAAGGAGCCAUGUCGAUAUACUUGAUGACGGCUACAGAUGGAGGAAAUAUGGACAAAAAGCUGUGAAGAACAACAAAUUUCCGAGAAGCUACUACCGGUGUACACACCAAGGUUGCAACGUCAAAAAGCAAGUUCAGAGACUAACUAAAGAUGAAGGGACCGUCCUAACAACUUAUGAAGGAAUGCAUUCGCAUCCAAUAGAGAAGUCUACUGAUAACUUCGAGCACAUCUUGACCCAGAUGCAAAUCUUCACAUCCUCCUAUUAAGGGCUUAAUUAGAAACUGCAGAGACGAUGACGAAUCUUGUAAAUUCUGUACUUUUAAAUAAAUAUUGCUCGUAAUAAGAAAGCCAUCGAUUGGGGAUUACCGUUGGAUCCUUU